Messenger RNA from Botrytis byssoidea, 1260 nucleotides. RefSeq lists its product as uncharacterized. Gene Ontology annotation, cellular component: cytosol; nucleus; cytoplasm. The record is from RefSeq and is a predicted model, not a curated record. Gene Ontology annotation, molecular function: ATP binding; Hsp70 protein binding. The transcript has 4 exons. The coding region runs from base 1 to 1260 and encodes 419 amino acids. Lineage: Eukaryota; Fungi; Ascomycota; Leotiomycetes; Helotiales; Sclerotiniaceae. Gene Ontology annotation, biological process: protein refolding; response to heat.
AUGGUCAAGGAUACCAAGUUAUACGAUCUGUUGAGUGUUGCACCAACUGCCACUGAAGCAGAACUCAAGAAAGCAUACAAAGUCGGGGCUCUGAAACAUCAUCCAGACAAGAAUCAACACAACCCUGACGCCGAGGAAAAAUUCAAGGAAAUCUCCAGAGCAUACGAAAUUCUUUCGGAUCCUCAAAAGCGCCAAAUCUAUGAUCAAUAUGGCGAAGAAGGAUUGGAGGGUGGUGGAGGAGCCGGUGGAAUGAAUGCCGAAGAUCUAUUCUCACAAUUCUUUGGUGGUGGUUCUGCAUUUGGUGGUGGUGGAUUCGGCGGUAUGUUCGGUGGUGGUGGUGGCAUGCAACAACGUGGCCCACCAAAGGCCCGUACCAUUCAUCACGUCCACAAGGUUUCGCUUGAGGACAUCUAUCGCGGAAAAGUCUCCAAACUCGCUCUCCAGAAAUCCGUCAUCUGCCCCAAGUGUGAGGGACGAGGUGGAAAGGAAGGUGCCGUUAAGAAAUGUGCUGGAUGUGACGGUCACGGUAUGAAGACAAUGAUGCGCCAGAUGGGACCUAUGAUCCAACGUUUCCAGACUGUCUGCCCUGACUGUAAUGGAGAGGGAGAGAUCAUCCGUGAGAAGGACAAGUGCAAGGGCUGCAAUGGUAAAAAGACUACUGUGGAAAGAAAGGUUUUGCACGUCCAUGUCGACAGAGGUGUUCGCAGUGGACACAAGAUCGAUUUCAGAGGCGAGGGUGAUCAAACACCAGGCGUGCAACCAGGUGAUGUUGUUUUCGAGAUCGAGCAAAAACCCCACGACCGUUUCCAACGCAAAGACGACGAUUUGUUUUUCCAUGCCGAAGUCGAUCUUUCGACUGCCCUUGCUGGUGGAACCAUCUUUGUCGAACAUUUGGAUGAACGAUGGUUGAGUGUUGAAAUUCUUCCAGGAGAGGUUAUCAGCCCAGGAAGUGUCAAGAUGAUUCGUGGCCAGGGUAUGCCUUCAUAUCGUCACCACGAUCACGGAAACUUGUACAUCCAAUUUGAUGUCAAAUUCCCAGAGAAGAACUGGACCACCGAUCCUGCAGCGUUCGAGGCCCUCAAGACCAUUCUUCCACCCGCGCCAGAAGGCAUUACACCACCUACCGAUGCGAUGACCGAAGUUGCCGAUCUCGAGGAUGUCGAUGCCAGUCAGCAAGCUAGAGCCUCAGGUGCCGGUGCCAUGGACGAGGACGAUGAAGAUGGCCAAGGUGGCGAACGUGUCCAAUGUGCUUCUCAAUAA